AGCCACUGCAGCAGCAUCAGUCUGGGUUCUUCACCGGAGCCCUACAGACAUAUUCACACAGAGCCCGACAAAGCAGCCUGUCCUCCCAGCACAGCCAUGAGUACCCUCGGCUUUGACCCUUACUACUCCUCCUCCUCCUACCGCCGCUGGUAUGUGGAGGGAGCCCCCCGAGGGGUGGUAACCAGGGGGAGGUCACGCUCGGCCUACUCAAUCCACACCUCUCCCCUGUCCUCUGUGAGCUCCCGUUUGCAGUACUCCUCUCCUGGACGGGCUCUGCAUUCAUCCCCGGCUUCCUCCUCCUCCGUGGAACUGGAGCUGAGCCAGGCGGCCCAGGUGAGCUCUGAGUUCCGCACGGUGAGGACCCAGGAGAGGGCUCAGAUGCAGGAGCUCAAUGACCGCUUUGCCGGCUUCAUCGACCGUGUGCGGGAGCUAGAGCAGCAGAACCGUGCUCUGGAGGCUGAGCUGAUGCUGCUGAGGCAGAGGCAUGGGGAGCCUUCCCGUCUGAGGGCCCUGUAUGAGCAGGAGGCACGGGCUCUGAGGGCUGCCGUGGAGGAGGCGCGUGGGGAGCAGCAGGCCGCCCUGGGGCAGAGGGAACGUCUGGGGCAAACCCUGAGCGCCCUACAGGCCCGCUACGAGGAUGAGGUGGUGGCCCGCGAGGACGCGGAGGGAAGGCUGUUGGAUGCGCGGCGUGGUGCCGACCAGGCCACCCUGGCCAGGACCGAGCUGGAGAAGAGGGUGGAGACCCUGCUGGACGAGCUGGCCUUCCUCAAGAGGCUCCACGAGGGGGAGGUGGUAGAGCUCCAGGCCCAGGCCCAGCUGGGGGCCCAGGUGGCUGUGGAGAUGGAGGCCACCACGCCGGAUCUGUCCGGGGCUCUGAGGGACAUCCGAGCCCAGUACGAGAGGCUGGCGGCCAAGAACAUGCAGUCUGCUGAGGAGUGGUUCCGUGGGAAGGUGGGCUCCCUGACGGAGAGCGUGGCCCAGCACAGCGAUGCAGUGAGGAGCUCCAGGGACGAGGCUGGGGAGUACCGCCGGCAGCUCCAGGCCCGCCUGCUGGAGAUCGAUGCCUGCAGGGGUCUCAAUGAGUCUCUGGAGAAACAGUUGCAUGACAUGGAGGACAAGCAGAGUGCUGAGAUCAAUGGCAUGCAGGAUACUAUUGGCCAGCUGGAGAAUGAGCUGGGAGCCACAAAGCAGGAGAUGGCUCGCUACCUGAAGGAUUACCAGGACCUGCUGAAUGUUAAGAUGGCCCUUGACAUCGAGAUCGCUGCCUACAGGAAGCUGCUGGAGGGGGAGGAGUCUCGUUUCAGUGUGGGCGUGUCCGGGGGUAUGUCCAGUGUCUACGGCCACACCCUGUCGGCCACACCCUCCUUUGGCCGCUCUAUGUUCUCCAUGCAGUCCAGCCUAAGCUCUGGCGCCCCCUACCUGAUGACUUCACGCUUCUUCAGCUCCUCAUUUGCCUCUGGAGAUGAUGUCAUCUCUGCCAGCCUAGCCCAGCAGGACUCUGCCAGCCUACCACAGGAGGAGGAGGAGAAGGAGGAAGAGGAUGAGAAGGAGGAAGAGAAGGAAGAGGAGGGAGAGGAUAAGGAGGAAGAGGGUGGAGAGGAGAAGGAGGAAAAGGGAGAGGAGAAGGAGGAAGAUGGAGAUGAGGGAGGCGAGGUGGAGAAAGAAGAUGGGGAGGAUGCUAAGGACGGCGAAGAAGCUGGGGAUGAGAUGGAAGAGAAGGAAGAAACUGCAAAGGAGGAUGGAGAGAAAAAGGAAGAUAAGGACAAGGGUGGGGAGCAGGAGGGAAAGGAAGGCGAGGAAGAUAAAGAAGAUAAAGAAGGUGGUGAUAAAGAGGAAGAGGAUCAAGCUGAAGAUAAAAGUGAGGAGAAAAAAGAUGACAAAGCAGACACCAAAGAAGAGAAAGGUGAACCAGAGAUAUCCAAGACCGUUGGAAAGAGUGAAAAACCUGCCGAAGAGAAGAAAGACCAAUCUGAAAAACCAAUGGCUAAAAAGUAAGUUUGUGGCCCAAGACUCCACAAGCCAAAAGACAGUCUAGUAAAACCUAAAACAGCAGAAAUACCCAAUAUUUAUGACUUCAGUGUGCUUGUUAACAAGGUGCUCAAUACAAUACAUAUUCUAGUGCACUACUGCAUAAAAUCACUGCUUGCAAAGAUCAUAAGAAGUCAAUUAAAGUCUGGUCACACAAUUCCUUGUGUGUGUGUGUAAGAAUGUGUGUGCUGUGCCUGUGUGCAAGUCUGCGAGAGUGUGGUUUCGGAUGACUGAAUAAAUACUAUUCAAAUGCAGAGUGUGUAAUUUAUUGUUUUUGUGCUUCAUGCUAAAUAAUAACUCAAUUAACAAUAUGUAUCAUUUCUAUGUCAGAUCUGUUCAACUCAACAACAAGGAUGAGUUGUUGAAUAUAUUCGUUAUAAACUUUUAAUUGAAGGUGUGCUUAAAAAAAUGAUCACAUAGUUAACCACAAAUUGAAUGCAUGUAAUGGCCUGCUUACAGCAGGUCCAGACUCAAUUGAUUCAGUCAUCAAUCAAUCCAUUAACAGGUUAUGUGUCAUGAUUUACAAACUGUUUACAAAUGUUGAACAAACUAUCUAUUAAAUGCUUUAUAAGCUGUUUGUAAGAAGA
Messenger RNA from Oncorhynchus kisutch (coho salmon), 2615 nucleotides. Its product is annotated as neurofilament light polypeptide-like. Gene Ontology annotation, cellular component: axon; postsynaptic intermediate filament cytoskeleton; cytoplasm. Gene Ontology annotation, biological process: neurofilament bundle assembly. Gene Ontology annotation, molecular function: structural constituent of postsynaptic intermediate filament cytoskeleton. The coding region runs from base 97 to 1995 and encodes 632 amino acids. The transcript is spliced from 4 exons. The record is from RefSeq and is a predicted model, not a curated record. NCBI's taxonomy places the organism in Eukaryota, Metazoa, Chordata, Actinopteri, Salmoniformes, Salmonidae.